GAAGAACAGCAGCGUCACCACCACAGAAGAAGCGUGAAAUGUAUGAUUGUUAUGUGUCAUGCAGUCUGGCUGGUGGUCAGCUGACAGAUCCGAGUCUCCUGUGAUGUUUACUUUCUUUGUUUAGUGCGUUAAACCUGCGUUUUUUUCUGAAUGAAUGAAGCGGUAUGCUUCGAUAAGGAGAACCAUGGUAGUCGUCAACUCGGUGCUCAAGCUGUUGCAGAGGCAGACGUACACCUGUCUGUCCCAUCGAUACGGGCUGUACCUCUGCUUUGGGGGGAUCGUCCUCAUGAUAGUUUCCGCCUUUCAGUUUGGAGAGGUGGUGGUUGAGUGGAGUCGGGACCAGUAUCAUGUGCUGUUUGACUCCUACAGAGACAAUGUAGGUGGGAAAUCAUUCCAAAGCAGGCUCUGUCUGCCCAUGCCUAUUGAUGUGGUGUACACAUGGGUGAACGGCACAGACAUGGCUCUGCUGAAGGAACUGAAGACGGUCAAAGAGCAACUGGAGGAGGAACAAAGGGCUCUGAGGGAACGCCUGGGGAAAAAUGCAAGUGAGACAACUGAAGUGCCAAAAGAGAGUGUUAAGCCAGAAUGCCUGCUGUCCCAUUGCAUCAUAGCGCCCAUGCUGGCCCUGGACCCGGCUCUGCCAGCCAACAUCACGCUCAAAGAGCUACCGUCACUCUCGCCGUCCUUCUCCGCUGCCAAAGAGCUGCUGCUGAUGAACAAACCCUUCCACCCAUCCACCACCGUCUCUGUUGUUGUCUUCCAUUCGCAGGCUGAAGCUGAUAAAGCCUAUACAGAUGUGUUAAGGGAAGACCAGAAAGUCUCUGUGUCCAGAUGUUACCUGACGACAGAUAAAGAGGCUCCGGGUCUGAUCCGCAUGCAGUCUCUGGCCUACCUCAGCGGCUUCCCGGCUUCCUUUAAGGAAACGGAGCACCUGAGAGUCAAACUGCCCUCUGUCAUAACCAGUAAGAUCAAACAGUUUGAGUUAUACUCUGAGGCCAGCAUCGUCCUGCUCCACCUGAAAAGCCCGCAGGAUUUCACUGAUCUGACCCAGCAGGCUAAAAAGAACCUGACCCUGGAUGGAAAAGAGUUAACCAUCAGCCCUGGCUACUUGUUCUGGGACCUCACUGCCAUCUCACAGUCCAAACAGGAUGAAGAUGUUUCAGCCAGCAGAUUUGAGGAUAAUGAGGAGCUCCGCUAUUCGCUGCGCUCUGUGGAGAGACACGCCCCCUGGGUGCGACACAUCUUCAUAGUUACUAACGGGCAGAUUCCUUCAUGGCUUAACCUGGAUAACCCCAGAGUUACAGUUGUCACACAUCAGGAUAUCUUCCUGAACGACAGCCACCUUCCCACUUUCAGCUCCCCUGCCAUAGAAACCCACAUGCACCGCAUCCCAGGGCUCUCCCAAAAGUUCAUUUACCUCAAUGACGAUGUGAUGUUUGGCAGAGAUGUCUGGCCAGACGACUUCUACAGCCACUCAAAAGGACAGAAGGUGUAUCUCACCUGGCCUGUCCCCAACUGUGCUGAGGGCUGCCCAGGAUCUUGGAUCAAAGAUGGGUACUGUGACAAAGCCUGCAACAACUCUGCCUGUGACUGGGAUGGAGGAGACUGCCUCGGUGCAGCGGGGAGCAGUCGGUUUGUGGCUGGGGUCGGUGGUGGCGGGCCUGGAGCUGCUGCACAGAUGUGGCAGUUUGGAGGUGGCCUCGGAGGUCUAGGGGGGACGUCGUACUGUAAUCAAGGCUGUGCCAACUCCUGGCUGGCAGACAAGUUCUGUGACCAGGCCUGCAAUGUUCUCUCUUGUGGUUUUGAUGUGGGAGACUGUGGCCAAGAUCACUUUGGCGAGCUGCACCACGUGACCCUGCUGAGGGAUCAGAGCCUGUACACCCUCCCAGUGGGUGAAACCAGGCCAUAUUUCAGCUUCGACGGACUGGCUCGCAGAGUCUCCGAGGCCCACGUCAGCGACAACCCAGCGCUUCGCCACACCUCCGUCGCCAACAAGUGGAAGACCAUUCACCUGCUGCUCCAUCCGGGCCACAACGCCACCCAGAUCCAGUACAAUCUCACUUUCCAGAGAGAAGACCAAACAGAGUUCAUAAUGAGCUUCAGCGUAGCUGUCGACACCCGCGAGGUGCCUCAGGCUAAUGUGUCCCAGUCUGCUAGCAAAGACGCCGGCAAAGAGCCGAAGCCAACCCCGACUCCAGAGCCACUGGUCCCAUUCUCAGACAUUCCUGAGGACAAACGGGGCCCUAAGAUCCAGAAGAGGCCGUCUGGUGAACCUCAAGUUGUCAUAGAAGUGCCUUCACUUAAUGUGUCACUUCUACCAGCCGCUGUACAAAGUGAGCUGCAAAAGCUGGAGGAGAAGCUUCUGAUCGGUGACAUUACCAUGAAGGGCUAUAACUUCACAAAGGCUGAACUUCUAAAACGUUACACGACACUGGCUCAGAAGCAGCAGGUUGUCAAUUCACAUCCAGCUAAUGAGGGGGCAGCCAAGGGCCAGGGAAAGCCCUAUAAAGACUUGGAGGGAGAGCAGUUGGAAGGGAAAGCACCCGUGGAAGAGAAAGCUGGAAAUAUCGUUCAGAAAAAUCCAAACUCAAAAGAAGUAAUGUCCAUGUCCAAAUGGGAAGACGUGGCUGCGCAGGAAAAACCUGUCACUCCUCUAAUCGCAGUCCACAUCGAUGAUAAGCACGAGAAAGACUUUGUAACUCCCAAACAUUAUAAUUUGAAUGCUGCGAUCGAGAGGCCUAUGACUUCCAAACUGCUAAGCAGCAUUUCCAAAACCAAGAACGCCAAGAGUCAGGCAGAGCCAGCAGACGCUGCAGGACGAGCUCCAGUCGGGAGGAGGCUCCAACACUUCAUCUCCGCAGACAGAGGCUUCCUGCCCUGGGAGAGGAGGAAAUACUUCCAGGAAGUGCUUGAGGAAGAAGAACGUCUGCAGAGAGAGUUGUCGUAUGAGACUGACGGUGCCGCAACUGGCCGAAGGCUGCAGGACACUUUUGCUGACUCGCUGCGCUACGUCAACAAGCUGCUCAACGGCGAGUUUGGAUUCACGUCGCGCAAAGUACCUGCACACAUGCCUCACAUGAUCGACCGUCUCAUCAUGCAGGAGCUGCAGGACACAUUCCCAGAGGAGUUUGACAAGACAUCAGGCCAUCGUGUUCGUCACCCAGAGGACAUGCAGUUUGCCUUUUCGUACUUCUACUUUCUGAUGAGUGCUCAGCAGCAGCUCAACGUGUCCGAGGUGUUUGACCAGAUCGACACAGACCACUCAGGCGUCCUGUCCGACCGGGAGAUUCGAACCCUCGCUACAAGGAUCCACGAGCUGCCCCUCAGCCUCCAGGACCUGACAGGCCUGGAGCAGAUGUUUAUAAACUGUUCUAAGACUCUGCCGACUAACCUGACCCAGCUCCACCUGGUGAACCCGACUCAGGAGGCCUACUAUGACCCCAGCAUGCCUCCUGUCACAAAAGGCCUUGUCCUCCACUGCAAGCCCAUCACAGAACGCAUCCAGAAAGCCUUCAGAGACCAGAAUAAGUACAAGUUUGAGAUCAUGGGAGAGGAGGAGAUAGCUUUCAAGAUGGUGCGGACAAAUGUGUCCCAUGUGGUCGGCCAGUUAGAUGACAUUAGGAAGAAUCCCAGGAAGUUCAUCUGUCUGAAUGAUAACAUCGACCACAGCCAUAAGGACGCUGCCACAGUGAAAGCUGUGCUGAGAGAUUUUUAUGAGUCCAUGUUCCCGCUGCCGUCCCAGUUUGAACUGCCAAGAGAGUAUCGCAACAGAUUCCUGCAUAUGGAAGAGCUCCAGGAAUGGAGAGUGUAUCGGGACAAGCUGAAGUUCUGGACUCACUGUGUCCUCGUGACACUCGUCGUCUUCACCAUCAUGUCCUUCUUUGCCGAACAGCUGAUUCUGCUAAAGCGAAAGCUGUUCCCGAGACGCAGGGUGAACACGGACAGCAACCCUGAGCGGGUGUGAAAGAAAGAUAGUCUUCCCUCUCCUCUCUUUCAGCAACCUCCAACCCUUUCUCUCCUGCUCAGUAGAGAGGAUUCAGACCGGGGGACUGGGUGGAAACAGGAAUCGGCAGUCCUCUGUCCUUGUGUUGCAUCAGCAGCACAGACACAGGAUAGAGACUCAUGUGAGAUGGUGAUGAAACAUUUUUCAUAAGAUGAUGGAUGGGGCUGGCCGGUGAAAGGAAUGGCAGCCAGAAAGAAGAAGCCAGUAAUUCUUCUAUUCCUCCACUGGGGGCAGCUGAGACUUUUGUACAACACACACACUUACACGUACACAAACACUCCCUCUAUACUGCACUACCCUCACCAUGUCAUUGAUUGAUGUACUGUUAAAGUGUAAAGCAUUUGACAGCAGCAGGCCUGGACAAAUUGUGCGUGUGCGUGUGCGUGUGCGUGUGCGUGUGCGUGAGCGUGAGUGUGAGUGUGCGUGUGUGAGCAGGUUUUACCAUAACGUCCACAAACUGUUGUGUUUAAAGCUCAAACGUUUAGCAGAUUAAUCGAUCUGUAAUUAAUUUGAUAAUCAAUUAUUUGUUUGAGUCAAAUUAGCUGUUACCAGCUUCUUUCAUGUGAGUAUUUCCUCUCUUUUAUAUCAUCGAAAGUUGAUUAUCUUUGGGUUUUGGACUGUUGGUCAAACAAAAAAUAAAUUUGCAAAAAAUACAAUUUUAUAGAUAAAACAAUUAAUUGACUAAUUGAAGAAGAAAAAAGGUCAGUAGAUGAAAAGAAUCGGUACUUGCAGCCCCUGUUGUGUUUGGCUUUUAUCGCUAUGGCUUCAUUUGAAAGAAAUGAAGGAAAAAGUGUAUAUAUAGGAUGAAUAAAAUAAUUAAGUGUUGGCUGUUAUAUCUUUGUUGUCUUUAAAAACAUGAAACUUGAAGUGCCUUCAUUGUUCAUUCCUGCCCGUUUGAACAUUUUUGUUUAUCUCCAGUUUUUUUUUUUUUUUUUUUUUUUUAAAAACAUGUCUUCCUAUAAGUGUUGGCCACAUCACACCCUGAUCUAGGGAUUUACAGUGAGAACGAAUGGGACGUAAAAUAAUUUAUAUCUUAAUAUGGUACACAUGUAAGUGAUUGUUGUAGAUACAUAUAAGUGAUACUACAGCUUUCAUAGCCACCUGUAUGCGUGUCCCCGUGGGACUCAACAGGCUUGCUACUGUCUGAAAUUCAGACCCCCCCCCUCAGCAUGUUCUGUAACUUAUUUGGAUUGUAUUAUUGUAACAGUGAGCUCAGUGACUGAUGCAUCUGAAGUUGAAUGCCGCAGAAUGUAAACAUAGCCUCAGACAAUGCUCGCCAACUGCUCCAACUUUUUCCUCUGAAUGUCAGUUUUACAAUGCUCUUUAUUAUGAGAAAAUUGGAAGUGACUUCUAGAUGCUGUCAGCAUUUUACCCGCUGACAUUAAAAGUCAUAUGAUGUACGAUGUCAGCAGGCGAGGCGAUGAGUAACAUAUCUGUAAAAUGGGGUUCUUUUAGAUUGCAUCAUUUCUGUGGCUCCUCUGACUAAAAUAAAAUGUGCUUUGGUUCAUC
Sander lucioperca (pikeperch) is the source of this 5512-nucleotide messenger RNA. RefSeq names its product N-acetylglucosamine-1-phosphate transferase subunits alpha and beta (gene gnptab). The record is from RefSeq and is a predicted model, not a curated record. Gene Ontology annotation, molecular function: UDP-N-acetylglucosamine-lysosomal-enzyme N-acetylglucosaminephosphotransferase activity; calcium ion binding. NCBI's taxonomy places the organism in Eukaryota, Metazoa, Chordata, Actinopteri, Perciformes, Percidae. Gene Ontology annotation, cellular component: Golgi apparatus. Bases 155 to 3964 code for a protein of 1269 amino acids. The transcript has 21 exons. Gene Ontology annotation, biological process: N-glycan processing to lysosome; carbohydrate phosphorylation.